AUGGCCUGGUUCCAGUCGUCUGCCAUCUUAACUGACAUCCUAGCUCGGUAUGCCGUUACAGAGAAGCUUUACCGUGACGAAAGCUCCAAGUUGAAUGACAAGAUUGAGGAUGCCAUCUUGAGGGUCUAUAUCGCUGUUCUAAAGUCUACGGCAGAGGCAAUGACCAUCUAUCGCUCAACUACAGAGGAAACACAGCUGGGAAAGUGGUUGCAAAUUUAUCAAGAAAUGCAACGCAAACAGGAGGCCAAUAAUAUACUUCUUGGAGUUGAUCGGCUUCUUGACGGUAUCCGAGAUAUUGCCCAGAAAAUCGAACUCAACAAGCUGCCAAUAGCUGAAGGGGCUCAUUUCGAUUCCCACAUGGAUGAGGACCAGGCUGAAUGUCUGGAGAAUACAAGAGUUGAGCUUCUUGAUGAUAUCACGAACUGGGUAGAUGAUCCCGAGGGAAAGACCAUUUUUUGGUUAAGUGGUGUAGCUGGAACUGGAUUAACAACAAUUUCCCGGACAGUAGCGCGAAAGCUGCAGGAGAGAGAGCUGCUAGGAGCAAGCUUCUUUUUCAAGAGAGGUGAGGGUGAUCGUGGGAAAGCUUCGCAAGUUGUCACCACUAUCGUUAAGCAAUUCAUGAUUGCUCUUCCUCAGAUGAGGAAAGAACUUGCGACAGCCUUGGAGAACGACUUGAUGAUAGUUUCCAAGUCACUGAAAGAUCAAUUUGACUAUCUGUUGUUGAAGCCGCUUCUGAGCGUGAAAUUUAGCAAUGGGCAGCGCUUACCGCUUGUCGUUGUAAUCGAUGCCCUAGAUGAGUGUGAGGAGCGAAGCAUUGAGACGAUCAUUCGACUUCUCCCUCGGGUACAAGAAUCGAAAACGAUACAAUUAAAGGUCUUCAUCACCAGAAGACCCGAGCACCCAAUCUUUGAGGGCUUUGAGAGGAUAGAAGACGAACACAAAGAUGUCGUUCUCCAUGAAGUUUAA
Molecule: messenger RNA, 966 nt
Organism: Aspergillus eucalypticola CBS 122712
Lineage: Eukaryota; Fungi; Ascomycota; Eurotiomycetes; Eurotiales; Aspergillaceae
Exons: 2
Coding region: 1-966 (321 amino acids)
Source: RefSeq, a predicted model, not a curated record